Daktulosphaira vitifoliae (grape phylloxera) is the source of this 1508-nucleotide messenger RNA. RefSeq lists its product as uncharacterized. The record is from RefSeq and is a predicted model, not a curated record. The transcript has 5 exons. Lineage: Eukaryota; Metazoa; Arthropoda; Insecta; Hemiptera; Phylloxeridae. The coding region runs from base 115 to 693 and encodes 192 amino acids.
UUGCCUUUUAAUUCUUAAAAAAAAAAACAUUUUACAAGUUCAAUAUUCAUGAUUCAAAUAAUAAAAACAAACAAAAUUUUGAGUCUACAGAUAUAGUAACAAAACUAAAUAAAAAUGGAAUUUUUUAAUUGGUGGAUUGUUCUGUUUAUAAAGUUAGUUUUUUCUCAAUACACGUCGAUUUUUCGGCCAAAUUUACCAUCUGGAGAAUAUAAAACGAAAAUUUAUGCCUUUUUACCUUGUAAUUAUACGAAUGAUUAUUUACUUCAAUUCAAUUAUUAUAUAAGUAAAACGUCUCCAAGCAAAUAUAUGUUGAUGGGCAAUAUAACAUUUCUAAUUAUUUUUGACGAUUCUUUAUUUGUAAAUGUUAAUUAUGCUAUGAAAGGUUCAAACGGCGGUUGGAUAGACAAUGCUCAUAUUAUGUCAUCCAACAAUGCUUGUAGCUCGUUUAAAACAUUUUUUGGAAAUAAUUGGCUUGAAUUCGCAAAAGCUUUUCAAUUUAAUGUUAUUGACUGUCCAAUAAAACCAGGUAUUUACAAAUCAAUUGGAUAUGAUACGAGUAAACUAACUGUUCAUAGUAUGCAAAAAGUAUUUUUUUAUGGUGAAUACAAAGUUACAGUGAAAUACUUAAAUUCUUCAGGUAAAGUUCUUGGCUGCUUCUCCUUACUUCAAGAUGUAUUGCGUCCAUGGGAAUGAAUAUCAUUAAAUUCAACAAAUUCAACUUUAGUUUGAUAAAAUAGAUUUAGAAGAAUAAAUGAUUCGAACUAGUUAAAAUAUUACAUAAAAAUGAAUAAUUGAAAGGUCCAUGCAAUAAACCGUUAUCUCCAUUUUUUAAAAUUAUUUAGGAGGUAUAAAUACUAUAUUUUUAUAGUACUUCAUUCUAUAUAUAAGAAAUUUUUUAUUUUAUAAUAUUAGCUAUCCUAGUGGGCGGAUGUGAUCACACCGAAUUGUUAUAAAAUGACUAUCCAUAAGAAAAAUUAGAAUGUAAAUUUCAAAAAAACUGAGAUGAUUGGUUAUUACACUGAACCUUUCGAUACAAUGCACAAAAUUUGGAUGGGUUUGGUUUUUUUUGUUAGUCUGAUUUAUUAAUAAUACUACCCCCAUAUAUUCAUAAAAAUGUGCAGGCUAAAAUUUGAUUUAUUUUUAUAAAUCAUAACUCGCAUAAGUAGACUUAUUGUACGUUGCGCAUUUAUCUUCCUUACAAUUAAAAAACUCAAAAAGUAAUAAUACAAAACUGGAUAUCGACCAGUCAAAAUUUUAUUUAGGCCAUUCUCCAUUAAUAAUAAUAAAAUUACAAUAAGUUGUCUUUAUCUUUUGAAAGUUAUCCCUAAAAUUUACUCUUUUUUAUUAUUCUUACAAUACACUUAAUAUUCACUAUGUUUCAUAAAAAUAAAUCAAAUUUUAAUCAGUACAAUUUUAUAAAAAAAUCAUUUGACAAAAUAUAGGAGGUCGUAUUCUUAAUAAAUUAAACUUUGCAAAAAUUAAAAAAAAAAUUACCACAACAUCUUUAU